Messenger RNA from Camellia sinensis, 888 nucleotides. RefSeq lists its product as uncharacterized. The record is from RefSeq and is a predicted model, not a curated record. Lineage: Eukaryota; Viridiplantae; Streptophyta; Magnoliopsida; Ericales; Theaceae.
AACUGCUUGCAUCAAAUUUUGGUGAUAUGCUCGGUGCUGGGUUUUCUCUUUUUGUCUCCAUUUCCACUGUAACCCAUCCCCCUAUUUAACCCGCUUCACCAUUUCAUUAAUUUCCACAUCAUGUUUAAAAUUUUAUCACAACCCAUAUCUUAAAUGUUACAUUACUAGUACAAUGGGUGCUGAGCUUGGCCUUCUCUCCCUAACCCACCUCCAAAAACUGGCUCAAUCUACACAAUCUCAACACCAUCAACCACCACAAAACCCUAGCUCCGCCACCGGCUCGUGGAUGUGGAACCCUAAGCAAAACACCCAAGAAGACAUCGAUGACGAUUCGUGGGAGGUUAGAGCCUUUGCAGAGGACACCAAUCAUGCCAUGGGCACGACUUGGCCUCCCCGGUCUUACACAUGCACCUUUUGUAGGAGGGAGUUUCGGUCCGCCCAAGCCCUAGGCGGUCACAUGAACGUGCACCGCCGCGACAGGGCCAGGCUCCACCAAGCGCCAACCGGUUUGAAUGGUCUCAUCACCUCCUCUUCCAUCGCUUCCUCCUCCACUCUCAUAAUCCCAACUCAAGAAUUGGUUGCCAAUGGUGGACUAUGUCUUUUCUACUCAUUACCAAACCCUAACCCUAAUGGGGUUUACGCUCCUACGCCGUAUCCAACGAUGCCACCUUGCCCGGCAUCCACUAAUUUUCCGGUGACAUCGCCGAGCAUCAAUUCCUCUCUCUGUCACUCUAGCAACACUGAACAUUCAGCAUCCAUCGACAACGAUAAUAACCAAAAUAACAACAGCUCCGCCAUUGAAGAGCUUGACCUAGAGCUCCGGUUAGGUUGCAGUCCAUGACAGUCUUGACAGCAAGAAAAUAAAAAUUGUGAGUUAUUUGUAAUUUG